Molecule: messenger RNA, 1128 nt
Organism: Lichtheimia ornata
Lineage: Eukaryota; Fungi; Mucoromycota; Mucoromycetes; Mucorales; Lichtheimiaceae
Exons: 7
Coding region: 1-1128 (375 amino acids)
Source: RefSeq, a predicted model, not a curated record
AUGGGUGAACCGGUGGCCAAUGGUGACUCUUUCAGCUACAACAAGCACGCGCGCAAUCUACCCAUGUUUCAAGGUUCCAUUCCCAUACAACAGGUACGGUCAAUCGCUGGAGCGCUUUUACUAUUCAAGUUUGACAUUGUGGUACUGAAGCUCGUGUGUAGAUUGCUGUUCUCUCGUUUACAAGAUCUAAUGGAGGCGUCGCGUGUAUUCAUUCCCAAGUUGUCCACAACAACACUUCUUUACGCUGCCUCUUUUGGAUCGACUUGUUGGAUGAUGGUACCUGUUGGCAGUAGCAAGAUAUUGAUCUUAAAGCAAGGACGCUGUACGUUGGUUCAAUGCAGCAGCAGCACAUACUGGAUCGGAUGGAUACAAGGUUAUUUGCAAGCGACGAUGGAAUGGUAUUGGGAACACCUCAAGGGGGAAGGCCAUGUUGUGGUACGCGGAUAUUACGUUGGGCUCACGGUGCGACUUCGGUUUAAAAAUGCACCCUCUGACCUUUCGUGGAGAACAAAGUAUAUGCUUCCCAUCAUUGCACUGCUAUACUUUACUCGACUUGGAAGACGAUGGGUGUCUUUCUUGGCAACAUGGCUGGACCCACGGCUAGUGGUGUUAAAGUCGGCUGGGGAGGGGCUUCGUGUCACCGUUAAAACCGGUGUUUUGACGCCACGUUCCUACGGGAGGCUAGAAGGCAGUACGGAUACUACAUUCCUUGGCAAAUUGGAUUUACAAUACAAGUGCUAUCAAUAUACAAUGGAACAGCAGCAGCACAAUGUGGAUGGCAUGGAGAUACGGAAUUUGUUUGAGGAGGCAAGGAUACUAUUGAAGUAUCGCAAGGUGAACUAUGUUAGGAUCAAGCAGCAUCGUCUUUGGGAUCAAGCAGCAUCGUCUUUGGCAUCUUUGGUAUCAGCAGGUCUUAUUACAUCGUUCGAUAGUCCUCGUUACCAAGUAUUAAAAAUUCCUUUUGUGAAUCUGCAACAACUUCUAUUGUCUUAUGGCUCUGGUUGUCAAGUACUACUUCAGUGCUCUGGAAAAUCAGCUAUCUGCAAGUCGUCUCUUUAUGGAUGGAUCUUUGAGCAAUGUUUGUUCUCGGUGCCAUGGCGGAUAUCAUUCCUCAAGUACCUUGCAUGA